Messenger RNA from Didymodactylos carnosus, 1081 nucleotides. Lineage: Eukaryota; Metazoa; Rotifera; Eurotatoria; Philodinida; Philodinidae. The record is from the annotation of a GenBank genome assembly.
UGUAACGUCUUUUCUUUAAAUAAUUGUCUUUUGGCAAUUAUUAAAAGUGACGCCUACCCAGUUACUGUUAUUUGAUAACGGAUCCGACUAAAAUUUUUACCACCGACGGUUCUUUUCAUUUUCUCUCUACAAUGUUUCUUUGAUGAAUGGAAUUGGAAAAUAUUUAAAAGAAAGUUAAACAAAAACUUUUUUUUUCACUUUCAUACGUUAAUAAAACGUUGUUGAAAGAAAAUGAAGAAACACGACCGGAGGAUAAUUAUGUCUGAUAUAAUGUGGUAAAAGUUUCACACCGAUUCGUCAUAAAGUAAGGAUAACUGUUCUAACGGAUGAUUUUUGACUAUGUUUUUUAUCAUGAUAAGCGGAUGGAGGAGGAGCUUGAAAUAUUGUUAAGCGGUUUUGUUUCUGUCAAUAUAUCAUAAUAAAUUUAAUAUUAUAUUCUUUUUAGAAUUAUCGUCACUUAAAUAUUGAUUUUAUGUCGUCUAUAGCUAAACUUCCUCAAUUAUUAAUAACAAUUCAAUUGCCUAAUGAAUAUAUUGAUAUGUUAUCAAACAAAUUUAAUAUUGUAUAUCAUCAUAAUAAAUCAGAAUUAAUUGAACGUAAAUUAUUAUUGAAAUUAAUUGAUGAAAAUUAUGUAAAUGCUAUUUUAUUUACAAGUGGUGUUCAAAUAGAUAAAGAAUUAUUAGAACAUUGUGGUAAUCAUUUAAAAGUUUUAUCAACUUUAUCUGUAGGAUAUGAUCAUAUUGAUGUUAAUGAAUGUCAAAAACGUCAUAUACCUAUAGGAUACACACCAAAUGUACAAACAAACUCAAUGGCUGAUUUAACUGUAGCAUUAUUAUUAGCCACAUCAAGACGACUUAUUGAAGGUAUAGAUAUAGUUAAACAAGAAAAUUGGAAUUGGAAUAUAACAUUUUUAUGCGGAAAAUCAUUAGAGAAUUCAACUAUUGGAAUUGUUGGAUUAGGAAAAAUAGGUAGCAAAUGUUGUUGGGGAGCGAAUGUCUUUGGGGAGCAAAUGUCGCGGGAGCAACUGUCUGGGGAACAACAUUCGGGUUACCGCCCAAUUCAUCUAGAUGAGAGAAAAUGA